CGGUAAGUCGGCCCUUUUGGCUCCAACUCCAGCACCGUCCGCCUGCCUCAGCCCUGCGCACUCAACCGUCAGCGCCACUGGCUGCAGGGAUAUCCCGAUGAAAGAGGAGACUGUUCGGGAUGAAGAAUUCAGAGUUGACUCAUCCAUCGUGAGGUGAAGCCGUUACUUAAUGAACCCCCACUCAUGGAAACAAGACUCAGAUGUUGCUGCCAUGUGCCAGUCUCACACCCAAAACAGAAGAAAAACUCAGACCUCUUUUCGACUGAAUGCCCUCUGAUCGUUGAAACUUUCAGUGACUCUCCUCCAAGACUCUCAGAGCUAAACCACCCCCCUUACCACAGUGUGUCCACCCACGCCCUUCCUUCAUCUAGCAGCAACUUCCUCAUCCUCUCACAGGACUGGCUGUACUGUCAGUAAGAUUAUUUCACAAAUGUCUACCUCACGGUUAAAAAACCCCUGUCCAACACUGCGACCCUGAACAGGAUACAAGAUGACCUCGAGCAUUGACCGGGAUGACAGCAGUAUCUUUGAUGGGUUAAUGGAAGAAGAUGAAAAGGACAAAGCAAAACGUGUGUCCCGUAACAAGUCUGAGAAGAAACGCAGAGAUCAGUUCAAUGUCCUCAUCAAAGAGCUGGGCACCAUGUUGCCGGGCAACACCCGAAAGAUGGACAAGUCCACUAUUUUGCAAAAUAGCAUCGACUAUCUGCACAAACACAAAGAAAUCGCAGCUCAGUCAGAGUCAACGGAGAUCCGACAGGACUGGAAGCCUCCUUUUCUCAGCAAUGAAGAGUUCACUCAGCUGAUGUUGGAGGCGUUGGAUGGAUUUUUUCUUGCAAUUAUGACUGAUGGAAAUAUCAUCUACGCCUCUGAGAGUGUGACGUCCCUACUUGAACACUUGCCUUCUGAUCUUGUGGACCAGAACCUUCUGAACUUCCUGCCCAUGGGGGAGCAUUCAGAUGUGUACAAGGCUCUGUCCUCUCAUAUCAUGGAGGGAGAGACACUGACGCCUGAAUAUCUGAAAACAAAAAAUCAGCUAGAAUUCUGUUGCCACAUGCUCCGAGGGACAAUAGACCCCAAAGAGCCCCCUGUGUACGAAUAUGUCAAGUUCAUCGGAAACUUCAAGUCCCUGAAUAAUGUGCCUAACUGUACCAGAAACGGUUUUGAAGGAGUGAUCCAGCGGUCGCUUCACUCUGCUUAUGAAGAUGGAGUGUGUCUAAUAGCAACUGUGAAGCUUGCCAAACCACAGUUCAUCAAGGAGAUGUGCACUGUAGAGGAGCCCAAUGAGGAAUUCACCUCCAGACAUAGUUUAGAGUGGAAAUUUCUCUUCUUGGAUCACAGAGCGCCACCCAUUAUAGGUUACCUCCCAUUUGAGGUGCUGGGUACAUCAGGAUAUGACUACUACCAUGUAGAUGACCUGGAGACGCUGGCCAAAUGCCACGAACAUUUAAUGCAAUAUGGCAAAGGAAAGUCCUGCUACUAUAGAUUCCUCACCAAAGGGCAGCAGUGGAUUUGGCUUCAGACCCACUACUACAUCACCUACCACCAGUGGAACUCCAGACCAGAGUUUAUUGUAUGCACACACACUGUUGUAAGUUACGCUGAAGUAAGAGCAGAGCAGCGCAGGGAGCUUGGAAUCGAAGAAUUACAACCUGAGAUCACACCAGACAAGCAGUCCCAGGACUCAGAGUCAGAGUCCCAGCUCAACACAUCCAGCCUGAAGGAGGCUCUGGAUCGCUUCAACCACAGCCGGUCACCUUCAGCCUCAUCUCGCAGCUCACGCAAAUCGUCGCACACCGCUGUGUCAGACCCAGCCUCGGCGCAGAUUAAGCUUCAGGGAGACAGGAGCACACCAGGUCGCCAGUCUGUGUCUGCUGUGGAGAUGACCUCACAGCGAAGAUCAUCCAUCAGCAGUCAGCAGUCAAUGACCUCCCAAACUACAGGACAGAACAUGGCAACAUCUGUGGUUUCACAACAACAACAGCAACAACAACAGCAGCAGCAGCAGCAACAGCCUCAACAGCAACAAGUUCAGAUCAGUGGGCAGGCAAUGGUUCAGUUUUCCAGCCAGCUAGAAGUCAUGCAUAACCUGAAAGAGCAGCUGGAGCAGAGGACCAGGCUGAUCGAGGCCAACAUUCAGCGGCAGCAGGACGAGCUGAGGCAGAUCCAGGACGAGCUGCAGAGAGUGCAGGGACAGAACCUGCAGAUGUUCUUGCCAAAAGGAGCCGGCGGACUGAAUCUCAGCACUGUUCAGAUGGCCCAGGGGAACGCUGUGCAGCAGGGGGGGGCUCUCAGCAUGCAAGGCCAGGUGGUGUCUGCAGGACUUUUACAGAACAGCAUUCAGCCACAACAUGCUGUCCAGCCCCAGCAACAAACGCUGCUACGGGAACAGAGCACAGCACUCUCACAGCCUCAACAGAAUUCCCUGCCUGCGGCUCUUUACAACACAAUGAUGAUCCCUCAGCAGAGCCAGGCUAACAUGGUCCAGAUUGCCACCAGCCUGGCUCAGAAUAGUGGACACAACACUCCUGCUGUGGCCACAUUUGCACAGGACCGUUCAACUCAAAUUAGGUUUCCUGCAAGUCCUCAGCUGCUCACCAAGCUAAUGGCAGGGCAGAUGGCAUGUGGGGCCGUCAUGGUCCCUACAACCAUGUUCAUGGGCCAAGUGGUGACUGCCUUCGCUCCACAGCAGGGCCAAACCCAAACAAUCAGCAUUUCCCAGCAGCCAUCACAGCAGCAUCAGCAGCAGGAGCAGCAGGUACAGCAGCAGUCACAGCAGCAGUCACAGGUCACAGCCAUGCAGCUAGGGCAGGCUCCACUGGCCCAGCAGCAAACACAGUUCCUUCAGGCUUCUCGGCUUCUUCAUGGAAACCAGUCCACCCAGUUGAUCCUGCAGGCAGCGUUCCCUCUCCAGCAGCAGGGUUCCUUCACUGCCACACCACAACAACAACAACAACAACAACAGCAGCAACAGUUACAACAACAACAGCAGUUACAACAACAGCAUCAUCAUCAUCAUCAACAACAACAUCAACAACAGAAGCAGCUACAACAGCAUAAACAGCAACUCCAUCAGCAGCAGCAGCAGCAGCAGCUCGCCCCUCACCGGGCGGACAGUCUCUCUGAUCGCUCCGCAACGCAGCAACAGUAGCUGGGGGUCAGCCAAUCAGAAGUGGACUGAGUCAAACCCAAGUGUGGGUGUCUUUGUGAGGGGGUGUAAAGAGAAGUCCUGCUGAGAGUGCAGCACUAAGACCACGCCUCAGGCUGAGGAGUGAGGGGAUGGGCAGCGGUGGCUUCCCCCCCCUUACAAAGAUCUGUUGCUGUCUGCACUUAACUCCUGAGCUCAAAGUGCUGCAGAGGACCGGUCCUGGGCCCGCUGUGGCUCUGGCUCUGGGACAAAGGCCUUUCUCAAAGAAAACAGGGAGCCUACAGACCUUUUAAAAUGGACUCCCCCUCACACCCUCCCCUGGCCCUCUCCCUGUGUGUUCAGUGUGUGUGUGUCACCCUCACAGGAUUGUUUUAUGCAGAGCUCUCCGGUUAAUUGAGGUAAUGCAGAGAAGCUUCUAUCGAGCUUGAAGGACCCCUGCAGCACGGCCAGAGGCUGCUUUGCUUUGGAUGUUUUCUCCUUUUCUUGUUGGAAAUAAUUAUGUCAGAAAAUAUUUUUUAAAUGUUGUGUACAUUGAACUUUUACUGUACAGAACACCAGGUGUAAUAUAUAAUGUAAAUAUAUUGAAAAAGAAAGAACUAAUAUUUUAUAUGAUGCAUGAAAUGAAACGUGUAGUUAUUUUGAAGCUUUGAAUAUGCUUUUUUUCUAGAGCUCUAUGAAAAAAAGAUCUUAAAGUGCUCAGUGGCUGAUAUUCUCACAGACCCUCCCCCCCUUCUCCUAGGGGAAAUGUUUGUGUGCCGAUGCUGCUUGUGGUGUCACAGUUUGUUUAGUCCUUGAACCAUAUUUUCACAGAUUUCAUAAAAUUGUCAAAUAUUGGAGGAAUAUUUUAAAGUAUUUUAAAAAGGUUUUUAAGAUGUGCUUCAAGCCUGCACACUGAAUACUAAAUUCUACUUAAAUGUUGUGAAAUAACUCAAACCUACAAAGGUUAGGCUAAAUGUUAGCAAACAGUAAUACUGAACAAUACUUAUUUUCUUAUUUAUUCGCCUUUAGCACUUCUGCUGAGAACCCUCCUUUUCAGAGUUAUACAUAAUGUACUUAUAGAUUUAUUCAAUAUCUAGAUUAUUACCCCUUCAAAUAUAUUUCAAUGUGAAAGUCAGACCUGGUAACCUGUGGCUGACAUUCUCACACUAAGCUUGAGUGAAAUUAUUUGUGUUAGCACGGCGCUGAUCAAACAGUGUUGUAAUUGGCAGUCUGAUCAUCCAUCCAGUCUUAAGCCCCUUAUCUGGGUCAGCAGAGUGAGGAGAGCAGCCUAGACUCAUAGGCUCCCUCAUCCAGUCGGUCCGGUGUGAGCUGCAGGAAUCACAAACCCCUUAACUAGCUCUCGGUGAAGUAGUAGCAGCAGCAGCAGCAGCAGCAGCAAAAAGGUCCCCUAAUAUCUGUGAACUCCUUGCUCAUCAGGAAAAGAGAGGCCAGCCCCCACCUCCAUUAGACUCCAUAUAGUGUCUGCAAAGUAGCUUCUAACCAGCUUUAAGUGGUUGGAAUACAAUCGGUCUCAUGAGAGCUUAGCUUUUAUGUUCUCAGUCAGGCUUUGAUUUGAGAAAGCAGAUUCAACUUCAGCUAAUUAAACUUGUCGUAAUGCUCUACAUGUUUACUCACCCUCCCCUAAAACCGCAAUCACUGUUUUUAUUAGCUACUUGGCGGCAGUGAUGCCAGCUGUGAACCCAACACUGCCAUAAUACAGUCAACUUUUUUGCAAACAGUUGCCUGUUUUGCGUAGGUGGUUUCUUCUUUUCUACUUUAUUGUGUACCAUUUGAAAAUGCCGACCAGCAUGUAAGCAGGCCGGCCUGGCAGCCUCCUCACCAUCUGACCGAAACCACCGUCAGAUGGCUGAGAGUAACAAAGGGCCACUGGUCCGGUGAAAUAUAAAGUUUGUCUUGAACCUUUGGCCCAAGUUGUCUGGUUAUACCAUGUGUGCUUACAGCAUGCAUGUAAUGAAGUUUGAAUAUGGUGUUCAUAAUGAUUAAACGAGUUUAGCAAAGAAGACCAAUAACUUGAGUUCAUCUCAUGUAACAACAUCUGUUUCUACUGCUACAUGCCCUGAAGCCCCGCUCAGUUUGUUUGAACAUGUAGAACAUUUAUUUUAACCCAAACUAUGACCUUAACAUUAUGAUGUUUUAGUUUAACUCCAAAGUUGUCAUCUGUUUCAAAUGUUUAGCGAGUGGGUUUCGCAUUAUUAGGUUAUUGCUGUCCUUGUGUAUUUAGUUUGAAUCACUCAUUUCCAAAUACAUUUGGCUUCAAUAUAUUUAUGUAAUUGUUUUAAAAAAAAAAGAUAUUUUCAUGUUGCCUCUUUUGGUUAUAGAUGUUUCAGAUCUAGCUGUAUUUAAUGAAGCAGGCCCAUGUUUAGUGUGUAAUUGAUCUCGGACUUCAUUAUAGUCAUCGACAUCAUGUCAAUAUUGCAUCAAAACACUUAUACGCACCUUUUCAAAAUGCAUUUAAAAACUCUAAGGGACUGUACAAAAAAACAUUGUAAUGAGGAGUUUGUUUUUUUGAAAGAGCAGGACCCCUCCAAGGUCAUCUAAAUAUCUGAUUUUUAUUUAUUUUUUAAAUGUAUGAUCCGUGGCACCCCAUCACAAGGCAACUAUUUUGAUGGGGAAAACCAUGAAAUUAAAAAACCUUAACCGUGGAAAAAUGAAAAGCCCUCCUUUCAGAAACAAAGAAAUAAUUCAUAACCUACCUCCCUUUUCUGAACCUACCUCCUGCUAAUAACUCCCAAACAGUCCCGAACCUAAAACAAUAGCUAGAGUAUAAGUCGACCUUUAGAGACCUUUACACUCCUCUUCUUGAAAACCACGUGUGCUCCUGCAACACAUCAGGAUAUAAAAAAGACACGCAACCGUUCAGGACCCUGUACAGUGAAACUGUCCCUGUCUCCCAUGCAAACAGCACUCUGGAGGCGUGGUAUAGGUGGGGAAGUACACUACAAGAAUGUAACCAAACAUCAUGUACACAAGUAUUUUGCACGUGUGGCAGUGAGAGACUUUGCACAAUGUAUGAUGAGACAUGCAGUAAAAAAGAGAUCUACAUUAUUUUUCUAUUACCGGGAUAGACCUCAGUGAGCUUGCAUAGACACAUGACAUUAAAGAAGGUAACGGCACAGCUUUCAAAUGUGCAAGCAUGAAGGAUCUAAACGAACUGUGACAUAAACACCAAGACUGUUGAGCUCCUUUCCCCCAAGAAAGGGCUGGUUACUAGUGAGUUGAUGGUUAUGCAAAGACUUUGUUUCAAAUUGAAAGGUCGUUUUGAGUCUUUACCAGCCUAUCAAGUGGUUUUCCGUGAUGCAGGAAAUGGUUGAAAUUGACCCAAGCUUUUUAAAAGAGAAGUUAUUAGUCGGUCAUUGCCAAGCUAAAAAACACCUGAUGGAAUAAUGUUGUUGUCUGAAGACAGGGGAUGCCUAAAUGAAAUUGAAAUUUUAGUUUGAUGUCGUUUGAAUUUCUAUUGGUGUCUGUCCCCCCCCCUCCUCCCUUCUCAGUUCAUAUUUGUGUAUUGUCUGGCUCAUGAAAUCCUCCUGCAGUAAAAACGACUGCAAGGAACACUGAAUCACAUUCCAGGUCACACCUGAUGUCAGAGCAGGUGUUAAGACUCCUUUCCGGUGUGGCCUAGGAAUCAAAAUGCAGCAUUUCAGCCCCGCUAGCAUGCCCAGGUAGAGUUUGAAAUGUUUGUACCAUUUAUUAUAUUCAGUGGAUGUACUGUAUGAAAACCAAACCUAUUUUUCCAUCAUAACCAUUACAAGAAACUUUCAGUAACCAUACCUACUUAUGCUACACUGUAGAUUUAACCCCUGCACUGUUUACAGGUUCAGUUUAUGCUCAUGCUCAGGUGGAGUAUAAAUGUUGCACUCUUGCCAUCACUACUGCCACCUGCUGGUCAGUUUCAGGUAAUUUUUAGGCUUCAGUUUAAAGCUCUUCCACGGGAAACAAACUACCCUCAGAAAGGAUCUGAAAUAACUUUUCCUUCCUUCACUGCAUUGCAAAUCAUGAAUUAUUGCUAAACGUUAAACACGUUUGUACCUUGCAUUUAUUUCAUGAGCCAAACAGAUCAUAAAUGAAAACAAAACUGUAAGGCAAAAGUGUCAAUCGAUUGCUCCCCAUUCAAUUUGAGAAUAAAAUUGUAAUGCAGUCUG
Eleginops maclovinus (Patagonian blennie) is the source of this 7284-nucleotide messenger RNA. RefSeq names its product clock circadian regulator a (gene clocka). The record is from RefSeq and is a predicted model, not a curated record. The coding region runs from base 491 to 3148 and encodes 885 amino acids. The transcript is spliced from 23 exons. Gene Ontology annotation, cellular component: cytoplasm; nucleus; CLOCK-BMAL transcription complex. NCBI's taxonomy places the organism in Eukaryota, Metazoa, Chordata, Actinopteri, Perciformes, Eleginopidae. Gene Ontology annotation, biological process: regulation of transcription by RNA polymerase II; circadian regulation of gene expression. Gene Ontology annotation, molecular function: E-box binding; protein dimerization activity; DNA-binding transcription factor activity, RNA polymerase II-specific.